Molecule: messenger RNA, 1210 nt
Organism: Phaedon cochleariae (mustard beetle)
Lineage: Eukaryota; Metazoa; Arthropoda; Insecta; Coleoptera; Chrysomelidae
Source: the annotation of a GenBank genome assembly
UGUCAAGGCAAGCCGCAAGGGUUUGUUUAUUUUGGUUCUAGGAAAGUUCUAGGUUAUGUCAUGUUCGUUUUCUGACAGUUUUUCGGUUCAAUUAUUUGCCCUAAACAGAAAAUAUUGAAUAUUUAAAGAUGUCUCAUAGCCUCCACGGCACAUUCGUGUCUGAAAAAAUCAACAAAAUUCGCUGGAGGCCAGACGAAUUCAACAAUUCACAUUUCUUCAUAACCGGUAGUGUAGAUAACGACCAAAACAAUGUGAAACUCUGGGAUUUCUAUGAGAACGAGGAAGAGGAUGACAUAUAUCCAUUCUUAGUAUCCACCUUCCCUUAUUGUGGAGAUGUAACAGAAGCUAAGUUUCUAAAUGCAGACUACUUUGUAACGUCUUCAUCCAGUGGAUCUGCACAUCUGAUACAAAUAGUUCCUGCUUACACAGAGAGCAUCUCCUUGAAGAACACCAUAACUUGGGAAAAAGGACAUCAUUUCAAAAAUGGAGACCCCAGCUCUUGUACAGGAUUAGCUGUAUAUGAUAAUGAUAUCAUCACCAUUGGUGAAGAUGGUUGUAUAAAUUUGUUGAAUGCGAAAGCACCCAAAGUUCUUAGGAGGAUAGAUGAUGCUGAUAGUUGUUCCAUUCACUGUGUGAUUUUCCUGAAGCACAAUGAGAUAUUGACCAGUAAUCUAAGAGGGCAGAUGAAAAUCUGGGAUUUGAGGUCUCAGAAUAAUGUAGCCAGUAGCACCUUUAUGAUAAGUGGGGACCAAGUGACUCCAACUUGUCUCACUUACCAUCCCACGCAGAGGCAUUUAGUUGUAACUGGUGAUGAUUUAGGCGCCCUAACCACCUGGGAUCUGCGCAACAGCACCUACCCCGUGAACGUGCUCGAUGCUCACGACGGCGGCGUCGCCGAGGUGCUCUUCGACGCCGAUCGGCCCGACCGGCUGUUCAGCUGCAGCGGCGCCGGUCAGCUGUGGCGCUGGGGGACGAGGGGGGCGGGGGGUAAUGCCACCCCCGACGUCUGGCUGGCGCCCGACAACGUCAAGGGCAAGCUGGACGUGUUCGCGCUGAUGCCAACUCUGCACCAGCCCAUCAACUCUUUGGAUUUGAACAGGAACAGGGUAAUUUGCGGGUGCGAUAACGAAGCUAUUUAUUUAAUCAAUGGGGUUGAUAUGUAAUAAGCGUACCAUUUUUCUUUUUUAAUAAACAUUUUUUUAUAUAUUCA